CCGCGGCGCCGGGGGUGGCGAGGGCCGGGCGACCGCUCGCUCCGCGCUGCCUCGGUGCAGGGCGAGCGGCGGGGCUUUGCAGUGGCCGCCGCCGCGGGAGGAGGGGGCUGAGCUGGCUCCGGAGUUGGCCAAAGAAGCUAGCCCUCGAAGGCAGGAGCAGCCGGUGCCUUCGGCAGAGGAGGAGGAGGAAGAAUCGCGUCGGGCGGAGCUUCAGGUCCUGUUCUCUCCGGCUUCUCCAUACAAAGAUUACGGUGCAGAAGGAAAUUGCACUCGCCUCCUCCGCCCCCCGGUACCCAGCACAAUGCACCAGCCGCCGGACUCCGCUGCCGCGGCGGCCGCCGCUGCAGACAUUAGUGCUAGGAAGAUGGCGCACCCGGCAAUGUUCCCUCGAAGGGGCAGUGGUGGUGGCAGCGCCUCUGCUCUCAAUGCAGCAGGUACCGGCGUCAGUAGUGCUGCUCCAUCUUCUGAGGAUUUUCCUCCUCCUUCGCUGCUCCAGCCGCCGCCUCCUGCUGCAUCUUCCACACAGGGACCACAGCCUCCGCCUCCACAAAGCCUGAACCUCCUCUCGCAGGCUCAGCUGCAGGCACAGCCUCUUGCGCCGGGCGGAACUCAGAUGAAAAAGAAAAGUGGCUUCCAGAUAACUAGCGUUACUCCUGCUCAGAUCUCUGCCAGCAUCAGCUCUAACAACAGCAUUGCAGAGGACACCGAGAGCUACGAUGAUCUGGAUGAGUCCCACACGGAAGACCUGUCUUCUUCCGAGAUCCUUGAUGUGUCACUUUCCAGGGCCACUGACUUGGGUGAGCCUGAACGCAGCUCCUCAGAAGAGACUCUGAAUAACUUCCAGGAAGCUGAGACACCCGGGGCAGUCUCUCCUAACCAGCCCCAUCUUCCUCAGUCUCAUUUGCCUCACCUCCCACAACAGAACGUUGUGAUCAAUGGGAAUGCUCAUCCACACCACCUCCAUCACCAUCAUCACCUUCAACAUGGGCACCACCUUCACCAUGGACACCACCAUUCAUCCCAUGCUGCUGUGGCCAGUCCGCCCAUCCCUGGAGGCCCACCCUCGAGCCCAGUGUCCAGAAAACUCUGUACAACUGGAAGUUCCGAUGGUGGUUUGCCAGUUGCACCCACUUCUGCUGUAUCAUCGAGUGGCUUGCCUGCAUCUGUGAUGACUAACAUCCGUGCUCCAAGUACUCCAGGCAGCAUAGGUAUAAAUUCGGUUACUGGCGCGAAUGCAACGAGUAAUGUUAACAUUGCUGCUGUGGGUAGUUUCAGUCCUAAUGUGGCAAGCAGCGUGCAUGGUAACGCUAAUACAAGUGCAAGCAACAUUCCUAAUGCUGCUAGUGUAAGUGUUGGGCCCGGAGUUACCAGUGGUGUUAAUGUGAAUGUCUUGAGUGGCAUGGGCAAUGGUACGGUUUCUUCCUCUCCUGUUGCUAACAGUGUCCUUAAUGCAGCUGCAGGUAUCACUGUGGGAGUGGUUUCAAGUCAGCAGCCACAGCAGCAGCAGCAGCAACCAACAGUUAACACGUCCAGGUUCAGAGUUGUGAAGUUAGACUCUACUUCUGAGCCCUUUAAAAAAGGUAGAUGGACUUGCACUGAGUUCUAUGAGAAAGAAAGUGCCCUGCCGGCUACAGAAGGCGUGGCGAUAAAUAAAGUGGUGGAGAGUGUGAAACAGCCCCCCACGGAGGUGUCUUCGGAGAGGGAGAGCACUAGUGGGAGUUCAGUGAGCAGUAGCGUCAGCACACUGAGCCACUACACAGAGAGUGUGGGAAGUGGAGAGAUGGGAGCCCCUGCUGUGGUGGUGCAGCAGCAGCCGCAGCCACCACCGCCACCACCAGCUCUUCAAGGUGUGACCCUCCAGCAGAUAGAUUUCAGUAGCCCUGGUCCACAGAGUAUUGCAGCAGUUAGUAUACCACAGAGUAUUUCCCAGUCACAGAUGUCACAAGUCCAAAUACAGCCUCAAGAAUUGAGCUUUCAGCAGAAGCCGGGUCUUCAACCUGUCCCUCUGCAGGCCACCAUGGGCGCAGCCGCCAGCAUCCAGCCUUCCCCCGUCAACGUGGUUGGUGUAACGUCAGCAGUAGGUCAACAGCCUUCCAUUUCCAGUUUGGCUCAACCCCAGCUGCCGUAUUCUCAGACAGCUCCUCCUGUGCAAACUCCUCUUCCAGGGGCACCACCCCAGCAGUUACAGUAUGGGCAACAGCAGCCAGUGGUUUCUACACAGAUAGCUCCAGGCCAUGGCCAGUCGAUGACUCAAAAUCCUACUUCAGAGUAUGUACAGCAGCAGCCAAUUCUUCAAGCAGCAGCGAUGCCCUCUGGACAGUCCAGUUCUGCAGGAGCAGGAACGUCAGUGAUCCCCGUGGUCCAGCCGCAGGGGAUCCAGCUGCCAGUGCAGCCCACAGCAGUACAAGCACAACCUGCAGCGGCGUCUGGGCAGCCCAUUGGCCAGGCUCAAACAGCAGUGUCUGCUGUACCAACUGGCAGUCAAAUUGCAAAUAUCGCUCAACAAGCAAACGUGCCCUCUGCAGUCCAGCAGCCAUCUACCCAAGUUACACCUUCAGUUAUCCAGCAAGGUGCUCCUCCAUCUUCACAAGUAGUUCUACCUGCUCCAACUGGGAUUAUUCAUCAGGGAGUUCAAACUAGUGCUUCAAGCCUUCCUCAACAAUUGGUUAUCGCACCCCAGAGUACCUUGUUAACUGUGCCUCCCCAGCCGCAGGGAGUAGAGACAGUGGUUCAAGGAGUUGUUUCCCAGCAGUUGCCCACAGGUAGUCCUUUGCCCUCUGCUAGUAGUAUUUCUGUUACAAGUCAGGUUAGUUCAGCCGGUCCUUCUGGAAUGCCUUCUGCCCCACCAAACUUAGUUCCACAACAGAAUAUAGCACAACCCCCGGCUACCCAAAAUGGCAGUUUGGUUCAAAGUGUUAGUCAAUCUCCCUUGCUAGCCACUAACAUAAAUUUGCCUUUGGCACAGCAGAUACCACUAAGUUCUACUCAGUUCUCUACACAAUCAUUAGCUCAGGCAAUUGGAAGCCAAAUGGAAGACCCCAGGCGCCCAGCGGAGCCCUCCGUAGUCGGCUUACCUCAGACUAUCAGUGGUGACAGUGGGGGAAUGUCAGCGGUUUCAGAUGGGAGUAGCAGCAGCCUAGCAGCCUCUGCUUCUCUCUUCCCGUUGAAGGUGCUACCGUUGACAACACCCCUGGUGGAUGGCGAGGACGAGAGCUUUGUUAUGUUUCCAAACUGGCUGCCAGAGCCAGAAGGAAGCGAAGGCAGUAGACACUAACUGUGUUGGUUACUACCUCCUUAAUGCUGAGACUGUAACCCCUGUUGGUUUGGUAGAGAGCAGGAGAGAGCCCAGCCCUCGUUCCACUAACAGCUCUAUUUCAGUGCUUCUCUCCUACCAGAGGUGCAAGGAGUGAUCCUAGAGCCACAGAUACAAGACCACGGAGAGCUAUUGACGUCAGGGGUCCACUUUCUCCACUGAACCCUUGGAGACAGAAUACCCAGCUUCUGGAGAGAGUGGGAGAGGAUAAUAAACAAAUUUCUUUCAACUGGUAAAACAUCAUACCUCUUCAGCAAAAGGAAUCCUUCUAGCAGAGCCCUCAUGGACGAUAUCUGUCACACAUGCCAGCACCUGCAGUUUGGAAGGCAGUGGUGAAUGGAUCCAUGCAAUAUGUCUAGAAGACAGAAGGAUGAGCCAGCCACCUGAUCUUGUUUCUUACAAACGUUUUAAGAUUUACUCUGGUUUAUUUUUGGUCUGAAAUGGAAAGGCUCAAAUAAUGAAGUAAAUUUUUCAUAUUGGAGUUUUAUACGGCCUUGAAAAUUUCGUAUUCUGAAGAUUGAAAUAGAAGAAGCUUGAGAGUCUUGUCUUUCAAAGCAGCUCUCUCUGUAUCUGUUCACUUAAAAGAUUUGUGGGACUGAAAACCAUUUUAAUCAAGUAGGCAACCCCCCCACUUUAAAAAGUAGCAUAAAAAAUAUAGAAAGCUUGAUGAAUCCCCUCUAGCCCCUCUUCUUUUGUUACCCAGUGCUAAAGGGGAUUAGCAAGUAAAGGUGGACCCGACUCUUCAAGAGUCCAUUAAUGUUAGGAUGUACUCUUAGCUGUCUCUUGCUGGUCCUGAGCCUCAUUCUUAUGGUAAUUUGUCAAAUCAGCAAAGUUGUAGAACUAUCUCGGAGACCAGCAGAGUCCGGUCUGUGAUCCUAAGUAGUAAAUGCCUGUAGUAAAUGCCUGUUAGGGUUUCCUCUGCACCAGGCAUACUAUUCUUGAAUGACUCAGAGCAGUUGGUAUGGAACAGUGGUAAUCCAGAGUCACUGAACCUGCAGGGAUGAAUGAAAUCUAGUUAUCCAGAUCACUGCUUGAAGGAGCUAUCAGAACCUUUGCUUCUUUGGUUAUCUAGUAACUCUCUAGAAACCAGUCACAGCUUUUCAGGAAAGCUAGCAGUAAGUCACCUGAUGCUGCCAGUUCCUCUUAAUUUAUAAUAAGCAUUAAGGAGAGAAAUUGUAGAAUUAAUAAUAUAAGAACAACUCUCAAAGUUGGCUCUCAAAGUGUAAAAGCUACAUUUGCUAAAAUAUAAUCUGCUUUUAGUCACUCUUGGCUGUAAGAACUAUUUUUUCUUACAAAUUAUAAGUCGUUUUUCUAAAGUACAAUGCUUAAAAAUAAAUGUGAAAGAUAAUUUUGAGCAGAAAAUUUCCCCACAGAACUCUGAAUUCCCAUGAAUGGUUACAGUUUUGUAUUCCCUACUUAAUAAGAUACUGCAUAAAUACAUAUACAAGCAAAAACCAAAUCCCCUAACAUUUUAGUAAGAACUUGGGGAACUGAAAAUUAGAUUUGCCUAGAAAUUUAACUUCAUUCUUUAAACCACUGUAGAAACCAUUUUAUGGCUUGAGGCCACUAGCCUUCUGUCUCUGCACUGAAGACAGCAAGUGAUUUAAACUCGGAAUCUCAAGCUUUAAUUAAUUUCAGCUCUGUUCUUAAAGUAUGCAAAAGACAUGCCAGUGCAUUUCCAUUAUCUCAUGCACUGCAAGCUAUUUCAAGUGAAACUUUUUGUAUAUUACUGUGUACUGAUUUGUUUAAGCUUUUAAUUUUGAUGCAUUUUCCUUUCAGAGUUUUAAAGAAUAAUUUCGUGUCACAAUAUGCAAUCCUAUAUCAUUUCCGUGUUUAUUUUAUGAACAUUAAUAUAAGUUAUUUUUCUAGAAUGCUUAAUUGUGUAAUAUUUGUAUUAUGUGAUCAUUUGAAAACUAAUAAAUAUUUUCUCCAUGGAAAAAUGCA
Molecule: messenger RNA, 5257 nt
Organism: Phodopus roborovskii (desert hamster)
Lineage: Eukaryota; Metazoa; Chordata; Mammalia; Rodentia; Cricetidae
Product: TSC22 domain family protein 1
Exons: 5
Coding region: 302-3274 (990 amino acids)
Source: RefSeq, a predicted model, not a curated record